GCUGACCGACCAACAAUACAAUAGGUGGCCACCUGCUAAAAAAACGUUGGAUCAUUUGCUCGGAAGACUUCAACGUGAGACUUGUGUUUUUUCACCCUGUUAAACGCUCGGUUGAGUUUCUUCUGUUUAAAAAUUCGUGGUGGAAUAAAUUAAUUGAGCAGCAAAAUGCAAAUCUUUACGUUUAUUACCGUUUUUGGGGCGGUUUUGUGCGGCCAAAGCAGCGGAGAAGAAGCGAAAACGUUUCCUGGCGCGGAGAUAAUCAUCCCCGCCGUCAUAGGACAAGUUCUGCCGGGACUCAUCAGCGGGAUUGUGGGUGGAAUAGCAGGAGGUAUUGCACCGGCUAUUCCACAGAUUCCGCCGAUAUCGACGUCACAUUCGACCGUGCUGGUUACAUCGGUUGCCGAUAAGCCGGUGGCCGUGAGUUUCCACAGCCACAGCGGGACGAUCUCGACGAGCGCCUCCGGCCCCUCCACCAGUGCGGGCUCCCACGGAUCGGUCAGCAGCUCAUCGUUGGUGAGCGCAUCCAGCCAAGCCGGUUCGAAGCCGGCCAUCUUUGGGCUUUCCAAGCGGUGGCAAAAGUUCAUCAAAAGCAUCGGCUGAGUUGGGGUCUGUAUCCAAGUGAAAAUUGUGACGAAAAUAAAUUUGAUACGUUUUUUUUCUUCGAGAAAUAUUCUUCGGAAAAGAAACUAAUUCUGUUGUGAAAUAAGAAUGAUUUAAUAAAU
Messenger RNA from Culex pipiens pallens (northern house mosquito), 722 nucleotides. RefSeq lists its product as uncharacterized. The coding region runs from base 166 to 600 and encodes 144 amino acids. NCBI's taxonomy places the organism in Eukaryota, Metazoa, Arthropoda, Insecta, Diptera, Culicidae. The transcript has 3 exons. The record is from RefSeq and is a predicted model, not a curated record.